AUGGCGGAGUCUCAGCUCGUGUGCAUGGACGAUGAGCACGUGAACGAGAAGGUACCGGAGAGCCGACCGGAGUUCUACUACAGCGAGGAGCAGCGCGCGGCUCUGGAGCAGCUGCUGCGUAACGGAGACGGUGCGUUCAAGAUGCGGCUGCAGGAGGACAACACCAAGGACUUCCUGUGCGCCCGGGAGGUCAAGCUCAUCCGCAAGAGCUUCCAGGAGUACGACGCGGACAGCGACACCGAGGCCGGAGAGCAGGACAAGUCUAAGGGCUCCUCCAGCGCGGACUCCGGGGUCCACUCCACCUACUGGCCCCAGAUGUCCGACACCGCCGUCCCGUCUCUGGACAUCGGCUGGCCCGGCAGCAGCGGCGUCUACAAGGGGGUGACCCGGGUGUCCGUGUACACCCACCCGCCCAAAGAGCCUGGGCCGCACAUCAGGGAGGUGGUGAGGAAGCUCAUCCAGAAAUCUAUGAAGGCGGUGGCCAUUGUGAUGGACCUCCUGACAGACCUGCAGAUCCUCCAGGACCUGCUGGAUGCCACGUCCCGGCGCGGGGUGGCGGUCUACGCAGUGCUGGAGGCCAGGGGAGUGCCACACUUCCUGGAUAUGUGCUCUCGGCUGCAGAUUAAUGCAGUGCAUCUGCGGAAUCUCCGAGUGCGGAUGGUGCGAGGAGCAGGGCUGGCCCUGUCCUUUGGAAAACUGCCUGGCUCCCUGAGCUCCAAAUACAUGCUGGUGGAUGGAGAAAAAGUCUUGUUUGGCUCUUACAGUUUCACCUGGACUUCAUCUCGGAUAGACAGGAACACCGUCACUGUGAUGUCGGGGCAAAUCGUGGACUUCUUCGACAACGACUUCAGGGAGCUGUAUGCCGUGUCUGAACAGGUGGACCUCUACAGGGAGUUCAACAUCACCAAGCCACCUCUUCCUACACCCAUCAGGAAGCCAAAGGUUGAGCAUAUCCGGCCUCAGCCCGUCUCCACGUCUCGCUUUCAGGUAUCAGUCGGGGACUCAAGACAGAUCGAUCUGAAAGUACCGGCACAUAAAUACCACAAUCCCAAGUACUCCCUGGUUUUUGGGAACAGUACGGGCCUGACAGGUUCCUUACAGGACUUGUCCACUAAAAGGGACCUGCCGGUAGGUGGUCUAAACCAGAGCAAUGGCCUGCAGAACGGCCUCCUACGUAACAGCAAAGAAAAGGUGGACAGAGUCUGCCCCCAGAGUCCUGGUUCACCCACAGAGGAUGAGGAUGAGGACGGAAAGGGAGGCCUGAAGAAAAACCAGGCAGCCGGAGUAAAGAAACGCAGCUCCUUCAGGCACUUCCUGAAAGGCAGAGGCAAUCAGGGUACAGAGACUAUAGAGGAAGGCGUGGUCACUCCUCAGACUCCCUCCCCCACACAGAAAGUAUCGGAGACCAAUGGCGUUGCAGGAAAUGAGCUGGAGGACUCUUUUGAGAUCAUUGACAAACCAGGACCACUGAAAUCCAAAUUCAAGAAGCCAUCUAAGCUUAUUCAGAGGAGCAUGUCUCUGCAGACCAUCAACACAGGAGAUGAAGAUGGACUUAAAAGCCGCCGGCGGCAUCAGAAGAAGAACUGCAUCCAGUCAUGAGACAAAAACACGAGGAUGAAAAGGAUUGCAUGGUUAAACAGCUGCAACAGCUGAGACACAGUAUCAAAUAUCUGUAACCAGGUGACAUUAUAGGAAAUCAUCGCCGCUGCUUCAGUCUGCGCUGAAGGUCACCACUAAAGACAUGUUGUAGUUGAAGUUGUAGCCAAAGUCCUGAUGGAGAGAGAUUUCAUUGCCAUAAUUUUCUACGAUUUUUUUGUAUUAAAUUAUUCUGCAGUCAAGUGUUUCUAUAUUUUACACUAGUAUGCUUGAAUCUGAACACCACAGAGGAGCUGAGGGCCGCCCCAGGUGGCGUGGGCGGAUUACAUCACACCUGUUAGGUAUUCUGGUCACUACGGCGACAGGAAAAGUGAUCAGUUGUGGUGUAGUUUCCGAGUGUCGCCUUACCGAGAACCCUCGGUAACAGAGUAAGUGUUCAUCAGAAUGUGUUAUACAGGCUGUGAAUAAUGUAUGAGGACCUGUGUGCUUGCACUUUGACAUUUUGUUUUUUUUUAUCCAAGUGAAACUGGCACAAAUUAAAAUGUGAAUCCUUGAGAACCACUUGAUCUGAACUGUGUAGCAGAAAAUGCAAUAAAAAGAUAAAAACAGCUGUAAA
This is a messenger RNA of Stegastes partitus (bicolor damselfish), 2212 nucleotides long. RefSeq names its product family with sequence similarity 83 member Fa (gene sack1fa). Gene Ontology annotation, biological process: signal transduction. Bases 1 to 1599 code for a protein of 532 amino acids. The transcript is spliced from 5 exons. Gene Ontology annotation, molecular function: protein kinase binding. The record is from RefSeq and is a predicted model, not a curated record. NCBI's taxonomy places the organism in Eukaryota, Metazoa, Chordata, Actinopteri, Pomacentridae.